GCAGUCGACUGCUUGUUGCCGACGCGGUCUCAUGACAAACCAGCAGACACAAACUUGACCGCGGAUAAUCGCGAAGUGUCAAAGGAUACUCGUAUCUCCGACACGCUGGUGCCAAGGAGCCCCGGAAAGGGUCGAAACUCAGGUGUUCGACCGAAGCCAGGUAACCCGAAAUGGGGGAGUAAGGGAGAGGAUAAUACGGGAAAAGUUUUUCAGUGAGUUCCAGGAGCUAUAGGUCGAACAAAGGGAAAUUUCGGUUCAUGUUGUGUUUCUAGUGACAAUAGCCGAGUAAUUUGUGGGUUCUGACUGAGUUAACACGAAUAUUCCAACGAAGGCUAUUGUCCUGAAGUUUCAGCUUUCUCGACGCCUCAGCAAUAAGAAAACCCCAAUCAUCCGAAACAAAUCCAUGUUCAACCGAUAGAAAAGCAAUAGCGUGAAGGAGGUAAAGUUACAACGCUGUGAGGAUCCCGUUAUCAAGCAGCUUCUGGAGAAAGGAUCGCCAGGAAUUUAAUAUCGACCUAUGGAGAGAUGGGAUCAAUGCUACAGCUAAUUUCUUUUCCGGAAGGAUGACUUCCGAGUGCAAGAAACGCGAAGCCAUCAAGCUGGCUCCUACCUUAAAGAUCGGGGAAGUAUGUUCAAAUUGAAAUAAAUGAAACCAACAAAUUGCACUAGAGACUGAACCGAAAUUGAAAAGGGAGAAAUUCUGAAAUGAAAUCUCAUUUGAAUCUGAGAAUGAAGGAACGAAGGAGAUAUUCGUCGUGAAGACGUCUUACCAUCCCAGGAGGUACCAAUUACGCAUGUGCACAUGAAUGAUAUGGUCGCAACUUUUCGUAUGGCUGCCAACAAUCUGAACGAAUCAGUGGUCAAUAUCUCUGUGUAUGGAUUUGUUGAUGAAGGCUCCGGGUAUACCCAAACUGAGACGAUUCUGAUCACGGUGAUCAUGAGUAUAAUAAUGAUCGGGACUAUUGUCGGGAACAUACUUGUUUGCGUGGCUGUGUGUCUUGUGAGAAAACUGCGACGUCCUUGCAACUACCUCCUAGUCAGUUUGGCUGUCAGUGACUUAUGCGUCGCCAUCUUGGUCAUGCCGAUGGCCAUGAUCUACGAGAUCAAGGGGAAAUGGUUGUUCGGUGAGAUCGUGUGCAAUCUAUGGGUCAGUUUCGACGUGUUGAGUUGUACGGCCUCGAUUCUUAACUUGUGUAUGAUAAGUGUGGAUAGAUAUUAUGCAAUAACGAAACCUCUGGAAUACGGCGUGAAACGGACGCCCAGAAGGAUGAUACUCUGGGUUAUAUUAGUGUGGUUCUUCGCCGCUUGUAUAUCCCUGCCACCCCUUCUAAUAAUCGGUAACGAACACACUGAAACAGAUGAAGACGGACAUCAGAACAAUUUAGUGUGUUUGGUAUCGCAAGACGUAGGGUAUCAAAUUUAUGCCACGCUGUGUAGCUUUUAUAUACCUCUAACUGUGAUGAUGCUUGUUUACUAUAAGAUAUUUCGAGCUGCCAGGAAGAUUGUGAUGGAGGAGAAGAGGGCCCAGAGCCAUCUGGAGACCCAUUGCUACUUCGAAGUCAAUGUGAAGAAUGGGGGAGGGCCACCAGAGCACCGAAUUUCUAGUCAGAGCCCCUCUCCAGCCAACGCGAUCAAAGUUAAUCACAGAUCUAGUACCGCCAGCACCAAUACAGUGUGUAGCCUGGAUAAAACAGCACUAGGUCGAUGCUUCAAGUCUCGCCCCAGCAACGAGUCGCAAUGCCCCAUGCUCACGGCCAAGCUGCCCAUCAAAACGCCCACCAAACCAUCCAAACAACCCAGAACCAGUUUGCUCACAUCAAUCAGAACGUCGCCGAGCACGAACUCACACCAGAAGAAGCUCAGAUUUCAGCUGGCAAAAGAGCGCAAAGCGAGCACAACGCUAGGUAUAAUAAUGAGUGCGUUCACUUUCUGUUGGCUGCCGUUUUUUGUUUUGGCACUAGUGCGGCCCUUCCUGGAAACAACCAAUACCCUAAAGACUGUAGGUAGUGUUUUCCUCUGGCUGGGCUAUUCGAACAGCCUGUUCAAUCCUGUCAUAUACGCAACUCUCAACCGGGACUUCCGUAAACCGUUCCAGGCCAUCCUGUACUUCAGGUGCGGAAGUUUGAACAAUAUGAUGAGGGAAGAGUUUUACCACAGCCAAUACGGAGACCCAGAUCAACACCCAACUAGGUGUCAUAUUGACUACGACGAAGGGGUGGAGUAUAUUGAGGCUGAAGGUGAAGAAAUCAAAGCCCCAGAAGUGAAUACAGCUCACGAGUCCUUCCUAUGAUUUCCCACAUUAAAUGAAGCCGUAGAUGACUCGUCCGCAUACUCCGUUUAUGCGUAACCCUCUCGAUGUUCCUUGGCAUCGAUUUGAUCAGGAUAUGUUGUUCGAUCUUGUCAAACGAUGCACUGCUCGCGGCAUGACUGACAUGGAAUUGGUCUUUUUGUACUUCUCAUGACUCGUCUUUAUGUGUUUAGGAUUCUUCUGUCGAUGCAAUAAACUAUGAUAUUUCAAUACCUGACAUUCUAAAUGACAUUUAUAUUUUUCCAUUCUCAAAUGCUGUACUUCCACUUGAUUGUAGAUGGAUAAAGCAGUAAAUACAAACUGAAAGAUUAAAUUA
Messenger RNA from Coccinella septempunctata (seven-spotted ladybird), 2624 nucleotides. It is a transcript of the gene 5-HT7, whose product is annotated as 5-hydroxytryptamine receptor 1-like. Gene Ontology annotation, molecular function: G protein-coupled amine receptor activity. The transcript is spliced from 5 exons. Gene Ontology annotation, cellular component: membrane. Gene Ontology annotation, biological process: adenylate cyclase-activating adrenergic receptor signaling pathway. The coding region runs from base 803 to 2290 and encodes 495 amino acids. Lineage: Eukaryota; Metazoa; Arthropoda; Insecta; Coleoptera; Coccinellidae. The record is from RefSeq and is a predicted model, not a curated record.